UGGAUAUUUGUUCUGACUUUCAGUGAGGAAGCGAGAAGUUCUCUGGGAUAAAGAGGGAGACUGAACUCGGAUGAGGCCAUUCUGGGCCCGAGACAAGAUGGCCGUCAGGGAAGGGACACAGUCUGGCUUUGGCCUGCGGUUCCAUGCAGAGCUUGAGCAAGGAGUCCCCCAGCAGAUCAAAAUGGAGGAGGAGGAUACCUCGGAUUCCACCUCGGGGGAAGGGUUGGAAGAAACCCCUUACAUCAUCCAGGCUGGAAGCAUCCGCAAAUUCCUGCAGAGGCCUCCCGGAGACCAGGAAACUGGCAACGGGCUGCUUUGGGAAAGCCAGUGGCAGGACUUUCUGAAGACCCUGGAAUACCCACCACAGAUCCUGGAGGAACCCACCCCGUGGGACAACAGCAAGUCUUUCCUGGCCUCCUUUGAGCAAGUGGCAGAAGCGUGCCGGUGGCCCCGAGAUGACUGGAUGGUCCAUCUUCUGCCAGCCCUCAGCGGGGAAGCUGAGCAGAUCUUCAGCAACCUGGACACCAGAGACAGGAUUAACUACGACAAGGUCAAGGCGGCCAUCUUGCGUGGGGACGCCAUCAUCAGGGAGAGGCAGCGCCAGAACUUCCGCCGCUUCUGCUACCAGGAGGCCGAGGGGCCAAGAGGCGUUUACGGGCGGCUCCAGCAGCUGUGCGGUCAGUGGCUGAAGGCGGAGAGGCACUCCAAGGAGCAGAUCCUGGAGCUGCUGAUCCUGGAGCAGUUCCUGAGCAUCCUGCCGCCCGAGAUGCAGAGCUGGGUUGGGGAACAUGGGCCGGAGACCUGCUCCCAGGCGGUGGCCCUGGCCGAGGACUUCCUGCAGAGGGCACAUGCUGGAGAGAGUUGGGAAGAGCAGGAGUUGGGAACAAUUGAAGAGGUCGCUCUGGAUUUCUCUGAGGAAGAAGAGACCCCACUGAAUGGGGAGCAGAGCCCUGGUUACACAGAGGCUAAUAGGGAGGAUGACGACAGCGACGCCACCUCACUAGGUGAAGAUUGGGUGAGUGCCACAGAGACGGAGACACCCCAGUCAGAAGGAUUUUAUCAAGCCUACCCAAACGGGACUCCGAAUGGAAGGAGAGAAGAAAGCAAGGCUUCAUGUUUUCAUGAGCAGGAAGAGCACCGUCCUGAGAGGAAAGAGGAAAAUGGCCCACCAGAGAGAGCAGAAACAUGUGUGAUUUGGGAGGGUGAUGAACUCCUUGAGGAAAGCAGGGAAGCACAGGGGAUCCACAUGCCAAAGAAGAAGGGCAUGUUCAAGGUUGAUGGAUGGCGCUUCAGGCAGAGGACAGACCCUAUUAAACGUGAGAGAACCAACACAGUGGAGCAGCCCUACAAAUGCUCUGAUGGUGGGAAAAGCUUCAAGGUGAUCUCUCACUGCAUUUCUCGUAAAAGAAGACAUGGGGAAAGGAAGCAACACAGGUGCCCGGACUGUGGGAAAUCCUUCAUUGGCAAAGCACACCUUAUCAAUCAUCAGAGAACCCACACUGGAGAGAAGCCGUUCAAGUGCCUGGCCUGUGGGAAGACUUUUGCCCAGAGUUCCAACCUCAGUGUCCAUGAGAGAAUCCACACAGGAGUGAAGCCGUUCCAGUGCUCUGACUGUGGGAAAAACUUCUGUUCCAGCGCCAACCUUACCAAACACCAGAGCACCCAUGUGAAGGGGGCCCCAUAUAAAUGUUUAGUGUGUGGGAAGAGCUUCAAGGUGCACUCUCACUUUAUCACCCACAAAAGAAUCCACGCAGGAAGGAAAUCGCACACAUGCUCAGACUGUGGGAAGAACUUCCCUGCUGCAUCACACCUCAUAAUUCAUCGGCGAGUUCAUACUGGAGAGAGACCCUAUAAAUGUGUGGAAUGUGGGAAAGCCUUUAUUCAGAAGGCUCACCUUAAGGUCCACCAACGAACGCACAAAAGAGGAAAAUCAUUCCAGUGUUCUGAGUGUGGAGAAAACUUCAGUUCCAGGAUCAGCCUUAUCCAACAUCAAAUAAUCCACCCUGGAGUGAGCCCCUAUAAAUGCUAUGAAUGUGGGAAAACCUUCAGGGUGAAUUCCCACCUUAUUGCUCACAAGAGGAACCACGCAGCCAAGAAACCCCAUAAGUGUUCAUACUGUGGGAAAUCCUUCUUUACCAAAUCGUACUUUAUCAUCCAUCAGAGAAUCCACACAGGAGAGAGACCGUUCAAAUGCUUGGCCUGCGGGAAAGGUUUUAGCCAGAUUUCGCACCUUAAUGUUCAUAAACGAACCCACAUUGGGGUGAAGACAUUCCAGUGCUCUGACUGUGGGAAAAGUUUCAGUUCGAGCACAAACCUUAUUAAGCAUCAGAGCAUCCACACAAGAGGAAACCUCUAUAUAUGCUCUGACUGUGGGAAAAGCUUCAAAGGCCAUUCCCACCUUAUUGCUCACAAGAGAAUCCACACAGCCAAGAGGACCCACAAGUGUUCGUACUGCGGGAAGUCCUUCUUUGGCAAAUCAUACCUCAUGACCCACCAGAGAAUCCACACGGGAGAGAGGCCAUACAAAUGUUUGGCCUGUGGGAAAAGCUUCAGGCAGAGCUCCCACCUUACCGCUCAUCAAAGGACUCACAAAGGAAAAAAGUCAUUAUGUUGCUCAGACUGUGGGAAAAGCUUCCGGGUCAGCUCUCACCUUAUCGCACACAAGAGGAUUCAUGAGGCAAAGAAAGCCCAUAAGUGUUCCUACUGCAACAAAUCCUUCAUUUUCAAGUCCUACCUUAUCAUACACGAGAGAAUGCACACGGGAGAGAGACCCUACAAAUGUUUGGUUUGUGGCAAAAGCUUCAGUCAGAAUUCACACCUUACUGUUCAUCAGAGAACUCAUGUGGGGAAGAAACCAUCCAGGAAAGGCUUUAGGGUGAGCUCCCAGCUUAUUGCCCAUAAGAGAAUCCACACAACAAAGAAGCUGCACAACAACAAUAACAACAACAACAAUAACAACAACAACAACAACGGGAAUAGUACUAAGUGUUUGGAUUGUGGGAAAUCUUUCAUAUCCAAAUCAUAUCUGCUCAUCCAUCAGAGAAUACACACAGGAGAGAGACCCUACAAGUGCACGGUCUGUGGGAAAUGUUUCAGCCAGAGCUCUCAUCUGACAGUCCACCAGAGAACCCACAAGGGAGAGAAGUUGUUCCCAUGUUCAGAUUGUGAGGAGAAAUUCAGUUCCAGGAUGAAGCUUCUUAAGCAUCAGAGAAUCCACAUGAAGGGGAAUCCAUUUAAAUGCUUGGACUGUGGGAAAUCUUUUGUCACCAAAUCGCAGCUUGUGGUACACCAGAGAAGCCACACUGGGGAGAGGCCGUAUAAAUGUUUGGACUGUGGGAAAGGGUUCAGCCAGAGCUCAAACCUCAUUAGGCACCAGAGGAUUCAUUCGGGGGAGAACCCCUAUAAAUGCUCAGACUGUGGGAAAAGCUUCUGUUCAGGUGAGAACCUUAUUAAGCAUCAGAGAAUCCACACUUAAGGAAGCAAGAUCCUGAAUUAUGUGCCCAUACACUUUGAGAAGGCCAUAAAAGUGUAUGGACUUAAACAACAGUGGGUUUUAUUAGUCAGUAGGUGGUGGCGAGGAAAAUAUAUUUGGCAAAACACCAUGCUGCAGACAGCUUUUUUGGUCAUUAUUCAAAAAUUUGCUGUUCACCAGUGAAGCCAUGGAGGAAUCAGCUGAGGUAAAUGCUUUAGACAAAGGGAAGCAUCCCUUGUGAGCUCAGAUCUUUCUGUCGAGAAGGCGGAACUUGAAUCUGCAUCAGGUUUUGAACUCAGGACAUAUGGGAUGCGAGGGUGAUUCGACAGCUGCAUCUUCAUCCUCUUCUGGCCAAAAUAGGGCAUUUUAAGGAAAACUGCCCAAACUUAUAAGGAUGAGCAACAGUGGGUCAAGUGAUGGUGUUUCUAGACAACUCUAAAAGAUUCCAGGUCGCCCUCAGUAAGUUGUUCUGCUUGUGACAGAUUGCCCUGGCUCAUCUUUUGCACCCUCCUUCAUCAACCUAACAGGAGCAGAAUCAGAAUCCUAGACUGGGUGGAGUGGAGUGGGGUCUCAUUGAAGCUGCCUUUCAGAUUAUUUGUCCAUCCAGCCCUUUAUUUUCUAUUCUGAUUGGCUUCAGCUUUCCAAGAUCUCGGGAGGAUAAAGACUUUCCCAUCGCUUAUGAACAGAAGAACCCAAGAAUAGUCACUUGCUACUUGAGGCCAUUUUUUAAAACAAAACAAAACA
Molecule: messenger RNA, 4216 nt
Organism: Podarcis raffonei (Aeolian wall lizard)
Lineage: Eukaryota; Metazoa; Chordata; Lepidosauria; Squamata; Lacertidae
Product: zinc finger protein 585B-like
Exons: 3
Coding region: 71-3475 (1134 amino acids)
Biological process (GO): regulation of transcription by RNA polymerase II
Molecular function (GO): DNA-binding transcription factor activity; RNA polymerase II cis-regulatory region sequence-specific DNA binding
Source: RefSeq, a predicted model, not a curated record